Molecule: messenger RNA, 1553 nt
Organism: Cucurbita pepo subsp. pepo (vegetable marrow)
Lineage: Eukaryota; Viridiplantae; Streptophyta; Magnoliopsida; Cucurbitales; Cucurbitaceae
Product: cytochrome P450 94B3-like
Molecular function (GO): heme binding; iron ion binding; monooxygenase activity
Source: RefSeq, a predicted model, not a curated record
CCCCAACCACCAUGCAACUCAUCUACUUCGCCCUCUCCCUCUUCUUCCUUCUAUCACUCUCUUCCACGGCCUUCUUCUGUCUCUAUCUCUCCUUCUUUAAAUUCUACUGCUUCUCCAAAAACCGCUUUUAUUCCCCUCCGUCAUACCCUCUCAUCGGCUGCUUGAUCUCUUUUUACAAAAACCGGCGCCGCCUUCUAAGCUGGUACACCCACCUCCUUUCCCACUCUCCCACUCAGACCAUUGUGGUGAAUCGCCUUGGUUCGAGGCGGACCGUUGUCACCGCCAACCCCGCCAACGUCGAGCACAUGCUCAAGACCAAUUUUGUUAACUACCCUAAAGGGAAGCCGUUUACUGAUAUACUCGGCGAUCUCCUCGGCUGUGGCAUUUUCAAUGUCGACGGCGAUUUAUGGUCCACCCAACGCAAGCUUGCUAGCCAUGAAUUUUCCGCUAAGUCUGUUAGGGAAUUCGUCGUUAAGACACUUGAAGAUGAAGUUCAUCUCCGUUUGAUUCCGUUGCUCCAUAACGCUGCUCGAACUAACGCCGUCCUCGAUUUGCAAGAUGUCUUGGGAAGACUCGCUUUUGACACCGUUUGUAAGGUGACUGUAGGUACAGAUGAGCAGUGCUUGGACAUGUCGCGCCCAGUACCGGCAAUAGUAAAUUCAUUGGACACGGCAACUGGGAUCAGCGCAAGGAGGGCAGUAGCGCCACUUUUUGUCACGUGGAAGGCCAAGCGCAUGCUCAACGUCGGCUCCGAAAAGAAGCUCAAAGAAGCGGUGGAAAUGGUCCAUGAAUGGGUCUCCAACAUCAUUCAUAACAGAAACCUGAACAAUAGUAAUACGCUCGAUCAUAACCACACACACGGCGAUUUGUUAUCUCGCCUCUUGUCGGCCGGCCACAGCCAGGAAGUGGUUAGAGACAUGGUCGUCAGCUUCAUAAUGGCCGGCCGUGACACUACCUCCGCCGCCAUGACGUGGCUUUUCUGGUUGCUCACUAAGCACCCCAAAGUCGAACAGGCCAUAGUGGACGAAGCCAUUAAAUUGUCUGGCGAUUCCGAAACUGCGUCGUUGGGUUAUGGUUACGAAGAAUUGAAGGAUAUGAAGUAUUUGAAGGCGUGUUUAUGUGAGUCCAUGCGGCUAUACCCGCCGGUGGCUUGGGAUUCGAAGCACGCAGCGGCGCCGGAUAUCCUGCCGGAUGGAACUCCGGUGAGGAAAGGGGACAGAGUCACGUAUUUUCCGUAUGGAAUGGGGCGGAUGGAGGAGCUGUGGGGGAAGGACCGACUCGAAUUCAAACCGGACCGGUGGUUCCAAAACGGGGAGUUGAAACCGGUGAGUCCGUUCAAGUUCCCGGUGUUUCAAGCCGGUCCAAGGAUGUGCUUGGGAAAGGAAAUGGCGUUCAUUCAGAUGAAAUACGUGAUGGCCACGGUUUUGAAGCGGUUUGAAUUUAGACCGGCGAAUGAAAAUGCGCCGGUUUUUGUCCCCUUGUUGACAGCUCAUAUGGCUGGUGGACUGAAGGUUUAUGUGGGGGAAAGGAAAGAACAAAAGUCAACCAUCUAG